Molecule: messenger RNA, 2659 nt
Organism: Cuscuta europaea
Lineage: Eukaryota; Viridiplantae; Streptophyta; Magnoliopsida; Solanales; Convolvulaceae
Source: the annotation of a GenBank genome assembly
UGACGACCAGGCUUCGCCUCGAGCGACCAAGGCUAGCGCUAUAUAUUCUCCAUCCUUACUCUAAUCCCCUCCAAAGCAGCUUGCCCAUCCCUAAUAGAACAGUGCGUAGACCCUAAGAGCAGCCAGCAGAUCACUUCGAUCUCAUUUGCCUUCCAUGGAUUUCCGUACACUCAACAGGAGACAGCUACAAGCUCUCUGCAAGAAGAACAAGAUUCCGGCUAACCUCUCCAAUGUUGCUAUGGCGGACGCUCUCAUAGCUCUUGAGUUUGUCGAAGGUAUUGAAGAGGUCAUGAAGCCAAUGGAAUCAGAGACAGCAAGUUCGGCAGUUGAAUUGCCUGAGGAGCCAGAUGUAAUGUCAAGUGCCCCUCGCACUGGUAGGAGAACUGCUAUUAGGAAUACUGCUAAGAAAGAAUCUGAAGUCUCCCAGACCAUGACUAGGACCAGCCGAUCAACAAGAAGAAUGCCGCCUGAUUGUUCAGAUGAAGCAAAGAAUGAGAUGUGUCAGACUCCAUCAGCACCAGCUAGCAGAAGAAUGGCAGCGACAACUUCAGUUCGUCCAAAGAUGGAAAACUUGAUGAAGGAAUGUCUAGACAGUGUGGAAGAUGGAGGGAAGACUUUGAAUGAGAAGAAUGAUCUUCCAAAGACACCAGGUACUUUUCUGACAAGCCGAAGGAGAGAGGUAGUGAAGGAGAAGAGCUCAAUCCGCCUCCCAGCAUACAGCACUCGCAGGUCAGCGAGGUUAGCUGCUAAACAAGAUGGUUCGAGCACACAGGAAGCAUCAGAGAAUGUUUCAUACUGUGGUUCCUUUACAGUUGAAAAAGAUGAGGUUAUAGAUAUCAACUCCAAACUCCGCGCCCUUCAAUUGGAUGAAGAGCUACAGCAAGCUGAUUCAACAACUGCCUCCUCGAGUGGAAUUGAGAGCCAGUGUUUGGCUAACAAGGAAUUGAAUAUUGUUGACAUGCACCAAAGCUCAGAAGAGUUUGCCACCGAGAAGACUGCUAAUGUGCUGGGCGAAUAUAUUAAUGCAACUGAAGAUUUAUCUUCUGACAUCAAGGAAUCAAAUGAUGUUAGAAUGGACUUGCAAGAAGGUGGUGAUGCUGAUCUUCAGCUUAGAUGCCAUGAGGUCGUUGGUGAUGGUACCAAGGCUGUACCUGAAAAGUUGGACGAUGACAAAUCUGAAGUGCCAAAUACUGAAGAAGUAUCUGAAUAUGUGGCAGAAAAUGCUGAUGCUCUAUAUGACUCAUCAAGUGCCUUGACUGAAAAUGAGAAUCAAGGAUUGGUCAUCAAGGAACUGAGUGCUGAUAUGCACCAGACUUCUGAAGAAUUUGCUAACAAGAUUAUUACUAAUGUGCUAGGUAUAAGCGAAACAAUUGAUUUUUCUGAUGAAAAGGAAUCAAACGAGGCUGAAAUGGAAGGUGGUGGUUUUCAGGAGGUUGUUGGUGAUUAUUUGACUACAUCCAAAAAGUUGGACGAUGAAGUACCAAAUACUGUUGAAAUGCCUGAAUGGGUUGUAAAAACUGCUGAUGCACUCCGCAGUUCGGAGGUUCAUGGUGAUGAAGAUUUAACAAAUUCUGCCUCCUUGAGUGGAAAUGAGGAUCAAAGUUUGGUCGGCAAGGAAGUGAAUGUUGUUGAUACGCACCAAGGCUCGCAAGUCUCUGAAGAAUUAGGUAUCACCAAUGGGCUUAGUGAAAAUGAAUAUGACGAAUCUGCUACUGGCAAGGAAUCAUCAAAACACAUUGAUGAAAUGGAAUUGCAAGAAAGUGCUGAUGAUGAGCAGCAGCCUAACAAUAAUGAAAUCUACUGUGACUAUAACAAAAGAGAAGGAGAAGAGGGGGAGGAUGGCUGUGGUGAUGAAAUGGUGGAGCAAUUUGAUGGUGGUAAGAAUGAGACUGUGGAGGAUAAUACCAGCAGCAAUGAUGAAACCUCAGGUGAAGAUUCCAACAAGCAGCAGUUGGCAACAAGUGAAAUGUGGUGGUAUUCGACAACCGGUGGCCUUCAUCAGGAGGAGGGAAAGGGGGAGAGCAUAGAUGGUGGGGUGAAGUUUGAGAAUGCUGAAAUCAUUCUGCCUCAAGUCUCGGACGAUAAAGAGAACAAGAUUGAUACAACUAGUGGGGAGGAUAUGAAGAUAUUUGCUGAUCCUACUGGAGAGAAGGAGAAGCCCAUGAAGAAUGAGCAACCCAUUGAAGAUUUAAGCAUGAGAAAGCUGCGUAAGAUGCUGAAACAGUUUCAUCCUUUUCAGGAUAACGCCGAGGCAGCGGAAGUGAAAGAUGAAGAAGCUGCCAUUGCCGCCUCCCAUGCCAGAAACGGUAAACAUAAGAAAUGGCGGAAAGGCAGGAAAAACCCUUUCGUGGUCAGACCCGCCCUACAGCAGGUCUCUGAGAACAGUUUGGUUGUUGGCAAUAGUUUCAAAACCACAUCUCAAGGUUAAAGAAGAUGAAGCAGAAGAUGUGAAACAAACAACACUCUCGUUAUCAUACAACUCUAAAUAAUUGCAACGUUUUUUUCAAUAUUCUCUACCGGGAGGCAUUUCAAAAUAUUUUGAAGUGUGGUAAUCCCUAGUUUUUGCUAUUCGUAGGCCUGCUCGCCUAUCAAAGAAGAAUUGAAGAGUUUUGCAAUAUGAAAUGCCUGUUUCUUACACAAUUUCUUGUAGUGCUCUACA